Messenger RNA from Sclerotinia sclerotiorum 1980 UF-70, 624 nucleotides. RefSeq lists its product as hypothetical. The record is from RefSeq and is a predicted model, not a curated record. NCBI's taxonomy places the organism in Eukaryota, Fungi, Ascomycota, Leotiomycetes, Helotiales, Sclerotiniaceae. The transcript has a single exon. The coding region runs from base 1 to 624 and encodes 207 amino acids. Gene Ontology annotation, cellular component: U2-type spliceosomal complex; post-mRNA release spliceosomal complex.
AUGUCAUCUACACAUGCCACUCUAGGCGCCGCAGCAGAUGAGCGCAAAGCGCGACUCGCAAAACUCAAAUCUCUGAAAAGAAAGCAACCAGCCGACGAAAUCGUAGCACCAGAAUCCACACGCUCGCCCUCGCCACCAGCCUCACCCGACGUCGCAAAACUACACCUUUCGGGACGGAACUACGAUGCUGAAGCCAAAGGCCCCAAGCUUGGUUUUGAGGCCCCUCCCACAUUAGCGCUCGAGAAACCUACACUUGAGCAGCAAGCUGCAGAGGUCGAGAAGGAAAUUAGGAGGAAGGCGGAGGAAGAAGAACAGGAUGAUAAGGGGGUGGAUCUAUUCAAAUUACAGCCUAAGAAACCUAAUUGGGACUUAAAGAGGGAUUUGGAAAAGAAAUUGGGGGUUCUAAAUGUACGGACGGAGAAUGCGAUCGCAAGGCUAGUGAGAGAACGAAUUGAAAGCGCACAAAAGGCGGCUAGGAUGAAGGAUGGGAAGGGCGCAAUAAAUGCAACUGAGGAUGGAGAGGAGAUGGGGAUGGAAGGUGUUGCUUUGGUGGAGGGAGUCAAGCUACGGGAAAAGGAAGAGGAAGAAGAACGAAGGGAGAAAGAGGAUGAAGAUCUACAAUGA